Molecule: messenger RNA, 4237 nt
Organism: Manihot esculenta (cassava)
Lineage: Eukaryota; Viridiplantae; Streptophyta; Magnoliopsida; Malpighiales; Euphorbiaceae
Product: polyadenylation and cleavage factor homolog 4
Exons: 7
Coding region: 393-3641 (1082 amino acids)
Biological process (GO): termination of RNA polymerase II transcription
Cellular component (GO): cytoplasm; mRNA cleavage factor complex
Molecular function (GO): mRNA binding; RNA polymerase II complex binding
Source: RefSeq, a predicted model, not a curated record
GGAAAUCCCUCUCUUACCAUCAUUCAUCAGCGGCAGGGUUCGUUGUCUGGAAACGAGCUUAGCUCUCUAUUCCCCAACUCUUCCUGUCUCUCUAUUUUCACUUUCACUGUUAAUUUUUCAUUUUGAUCGAUCUCUCUCUUUGUAUAGUAGCUUCUUCUUCUUGUAUCUAUCUUAAUUCUUUAUGUACAAAUAGGUCUAGGGUUUUAAUUUUUUUUUUUUUUUAAUUAAUUUCCCUUUCAGUUUGUUAUAAGGUUUUGGCGAUAAAAUCCUUAUAUUUAUUAUUUUUUCAAAAUUUAUUAGUUUCAAUUUUGAUGUCUUUGCCAUGUAAUUGAGAGUGGAUUGGGGAUUAGGAAUUAGGGUUAGGGUUUUUGUUUUCCUUUUUUUUUACUGUAAUGGAUAUGGAGAGUACUCGUAGAUCGUUCGACAGAUCAAGGGAACCAGCGGGCUUGAAGAAACCUCGAUUGUCCGAGGACCAAACAGGCCUUAAUGUUCGCCCUUUCCCUCAGAGGCCAGCUGCAGCACUACCACCAUCCUCUUCUGCGAGAUUUAGGGCUACGAGCGAUAGAGACUCGGAGAGCAAUGAUUCAAGCCGUGGCGGCGCGUACCAGCCGCAAUCGCAGCAAUAUCACGAGCUUGUGAGCCAAUACAAGAGAGCUCUUGCGGAGCUAACUUUUAAUUCGAAGCCGAUAAUCACUAACUUGACUAUUAUUGCUGGCGAGAAUCUUCAUGCUGCGAAGGCGAUUGCUGCCACUGUCUGCGCUAAUAUUCUUGAGGUUCCCAGUGAACAAAAGCUGCCAUCACUUUAUCUUUUAGACAGCAUUGUAAAGAAUAUUGGAAGAGAUUACAUAAAAUACUUUGCAGCCAGACUACCUGAGGUAUUCUGCAAGGCAUACAGGCAGGUUGAUCCUCCUGUUCAUUCAAGCAUGCGGCAUCUUUUUGGAACUUGGAAAGGAGUCUUUCCUCCUCAGUCACUUCAGGCGAUUGAGAAGGAACUUGGCUUUGCUUCUGCAGUUAAUGGUUCAUCUUCUGGUGAUGCAACAUCUAGGCCUGAUGCUCAGUCUAGGCGCCCACAACAUAGCAUUCAUGUUAAUCCCAAGUACUUGGAAAUACAGCGUCUGCAGCAGUCAGGCAGGGCUAAAGCAGCGGCUAAUGACUUGAGUGUUUCUAUAUCCAACUCAACUGAGGAUACAGAGAGGCCGGAGAGAGCAGCUGGUCUUGGUGCUGGACGCUCAUGGGUGGAUCCUUCUGUUAAAAUGCAAAACUUUCAACGGUCUCAUCGAGAAACUCCAACUGAAGCUGUUCAGCAGAAAAUUGGCACAAUAUACGGAGAUCUUGAAUAUAGUUCUGAUAUGUCAAGGAACUCGGAUGUGGGAAUUGGAAGAACUAGUGGAAGAAUUGCUGAGCAAGGAUCUGAAAAACCUUGGUAUGGAGCUGGCAACAGUGUCACAGAAACAAUACCUGGGCAAAGAAAUGGUUUCAGCAUGAAGCAUGGAUUUCCAAAUUUCUCAACAUCCAAGUCUGCUAAUGUUGAUUUUCUGCAACCUACGCAAGGCAUUGCAAGUAAAAGCAGUAAUGCGAUGUCUGCUAGCUGGAAAAACUCAGAGGAAGAAGAGUUUAUGUGGGAUAUGCACUCUAGAUUAUCAGAUCCCAAUGCAGUGAAUCCUUCUAAUAACUCCAGGAAAGAUCGUUGGACUCCUGAUGAUUCAGAGAAAUUGGAGUUUGACGAUCAACUCAGGAAGCCACAAAGUGCACAUGAGAUUUUGUCAAAGUUUGAUAGAGAAACUUCUGCUGAUUCUCUAUCCACUGAACAAAAAGAACAAGUUCCCUUUGGGCAUCAUUUGUCUUCACCGUGGCGACUUAAGGAGUCGCAUCCAACUGAUGGGCCAAUAAUUUCUGGGAGUUCUACUGUGAAUACAGGUCAGACAGAGGGCUACUCUGCCACUCUUGGAAGGUUGCCUAUGAAAGCAAGUUCUUCUGUGCCUAGAAUGCCCAUUCGACCACAUAUUGUUGGAGUCUCUGGCUCUGGGUUAUCCGCGAAGACUUCAUUAGGGUCAGGUCAACAAAGGUUUCAGACUUUGGGAGCAGCAUCGCUGUCUGGACAGUCACCAAUGCUCCAACGUCCACCCUCACCUUCAUUUCCAGCACAUUAUCCACAUCUGCAAUUGCAGAAUUCCAUAGAGCAAGACCUGUCUCAUCCUGAUUAUAAGGCGCAUCAAUUGUCAGGGAAUUUGCUGCCUUCAAAUGUUAAGCUCAGUAACUUGCAGAAACUGCAGGCCGAAGACUUGCCAACAUCAUCUCCUUCACUAACUUCUCAAAGAAGCCGCCAGUAUUCUAUUUCGCAGCCAAGACAAGUGGGCUCCAAACAGCCUGAAUCCUCUGGUCAGGUUCAAAGGACACACCUAAAUCUAGUUUCCAAAGUUGGCACUCCAUCAACUUCUGGAAGUUCUACACCAGAUCAUUCAACUCCACUUAGUGCAGAAACUUCUGGCCAAUCAAGUACAAGUAGUUUGUUAGCUGCCGUUAUGAAUAGUGGAAUCCUCUCUAAUAUAUCCACUGUUGGCCUUGCUAAUAAAAAUUUUCAGGAUGUUGGGAAAAACCCAACAGAGUCGAGCAUUAAGCCUCCUCUUCCAAGUGGGCCUCUUCCACAGAUUACAUCUUCUGGGACAAGGGUUGCGUCAGCAUCAGCUCCUCUGUCACAUGACGUCACAUCAGUUACCUCAAAUGUUUCUGAGAGGAAAGAAGAGCAACCACCAUUGCCUCCCGGUCCUCCACCUUCAUCUUUGCAAACUUCAAGUGCAGCAAAUAAGGUAGUUAAUCCAAUAUCAAAUCUUUUAAGCUCAUUAGUUGCCAAGGGAUUGAUAUCUGCAUCAAAGUCGGAGACAUCAUCUCCCUCACCGUCUCAGAUGCCUACUCAAUCAGACACACAGAACCUUGCUAACUCUAGCAACACUUCAACUUCUUCUCUUCCAGUUUCUUCUGCUGUUCCUGAUGCAUCCACUACAGAUGAAGUUUUGUUGUCCAAACCUGAUGCUGAAAAGCCUGUUAUGUUGUCUCAACCUACUUCAGCAGAGAUAAAAGGUCUCAUAGGAUUGGAGUUUAAGUCAGAUGUAAUUCGAGAAUUACAUCCGCCUGUUAUAAGUUCACUAUUUGAUGAUCUUCCACACCGGUGCAGCAUAUGUGGUCUUAGACUUAAGCUUAAAGAAAGGCUUGAUAGGCACUUGGAGUGGCAUACUUUGAGGAAGCCAGAACCAGAUGAUAUGAAUAAGGUUACUAGGAGAUGGUAUGCAGGGUCAGGGGACUGGGUUACUGGAAAGGCAGAGCUUCCAUUUGGAAUUGAGGCUUCCGUUUUCACAGAUGAGUUAGCAGGGACAAUGGAUGAGGAUGUACCAAUGGUUUCUGCAGACGAGGAUCAAUGUGUAUGCGUUUUGUGUGGUGAGCUGUUUGAAGAUUAUUAUAGUCAUCAGAUGAAGAAAUGGAUGUUCAAAGAAGCAGUGCACUUGACCCUUACUUCAAGGGAUGGGGGGAUAGGAACUACAAGUGAGAAUGGCGAAGGUCCCAUUGUUCAUAUCAAUUGCAUAUCAGAAAGCUCAGUUCAUGACUUGGGACUGACAAGUGGUAUUGAAAUGGAUAAGGAUGGAUAAUGCCUCACUUUGAAAACAAGACGCCAUGACUGAUUGGCAGGUAGAAGCAUGCUGGAAUUUCAGGCUUUACCAUACAUAAGGUUUGUGAAUGGUCAUAUGAUGCUAAUUUUGUUAUGCAUCAAAAUGAUGCUGAGAGCUGUCUUGUAAUAUUCCUGCUUGUUCUCAUCUUUUUUUUAGUCCCAUUUCCCCCUUUAUAGUCCAAUAUAAAUACAUAUAAAUGCUAGAUAGCUUAUGCUUCUUCACUAAUGUGGUUGAUGUGUUGUUCUUUUGAUGUGGUGUUAUUUGAGUUUUUGAAAGCGGGUCUGCACUCAAUACCAUCGUCUGAUGCCAACGACAAAAGGGAAUAACACUCUUACCAUUUCUGAUUCAGCUUCACAUUUGGCUUAUGUGCCUUCAUAGCACUAGAAUAGAAAUGAAGCUGCUGCUUUCUUUCCUUUUUCUUUUUGUUCUGUCAGUUUUAUCUCCCCAUUUCCUUUUUUGGAUAUCUGGUAUGGUAAUGUUAGUGCAUAUACAUUGUUGGUGAGACUUGGACGCUAAUGUACUAUGCUUCCUGUUUUCCCAACUGUUGAAAAUUCGGAUAUUUCUUAUUGGCCUCA